AACGGUCUAAAUGCUCUUCAUCUGGCAUCUAAAGACGGCCAUAUCGAAAUCGUGAGGGAACUUUUGAAAAGGGGUGCUAUCGUCGAUUCGGCAACAAAAAAAGGCAAUACUUCGCUGCAUAUCGCUUCUCUGGCUGGGCAAGAGGAAGUUGUGCGAAUACUUAUCCAACAUGGUGCUACUUUAAACGUCCAAUCCCAAAAUGGAUUCACUCCACUUUACAUGGCAGCUCAGGAAAAUCACGACGGCUGUGUCCGCUACUUGUUAUCAAAAGGAGCAAAUCAGGCGCUCGCUACCGAGGAUGGCUUUACACCACUCGCUGUGGCAAUGCAACAGGGUCACGAUAAGGUAGUGGCAGUUUUAUUAGAAAACGACACCCGCGGAAAAGUCCGACUACCCGCCUUACACAUAGCUGCCAAAAAAGACGACGUGAAAGCUGCCACUCUCCUCCUCCAAAACGAACACAACCCUGACGUAACUUCGAAAAGCGGAUUCACCCCUUUGCACAUAGCAGCUCACUACGGAAACGACAAAGUUGCUUCGCUGCUAUAUGACAAAGGUGCUGACGUUAACUAUACUGCGAAACAUAAUAUAACUCCGCUUCAUGUUGCUAGUAAAUGGGGUAAGAUAAAUAUGGUUACUUUACUGGUGGCCAAGGGUGCUGAUAUUCAAGCAAAAACUAGGGAUGGCUUGACGCCACUACACUGUGCAGCAAGAAGCGGACAUGACCAAGUGGUUGAUAUGUUAUUGGAAAAUGGGGCCCCCAUGCAUGCUAAAACAAAAAAUGGUUUGGCUCCCUUACACAUGGCAGCUCAAGGUGAACAUGUCGAUGCUGCAAGAAUUCUUCUUUACCAUGGCGCUCCAGUUGAUGAAGUAACUGUUGACUAUUUGACAGCACUUCACGUAGCUGCCCACUGUGGUCACGUGAGAGUUGCUAAGUUAUUGUUAGAUCGAGGAGCUGAUCCCAAUGCCAGGGCACUGAACGGAUUCACGCCUUUGCACAUAGCUUGUAAGAAGAAUAGGUUGAAAAUGGUCGAGUUACUUUUGAAGCAUGGAGCCAGUAUUAGUGCAACUACGGAAAGUGGAUUAACACCCCUACAUGUUGCAAGCUUCAUGGGAUGUAUGAACAUUGUCAUCUACCUUCUUCAACAUGAUGCUAGUCCAGAUAUACCAACGAUUAGAGGGGAAACACCUUUACACUUGGCAGCACGAGCAAAUCAGACAGACAUAAUACGGAUACUUCUCCGAAAUGGUGCUACGGUCGAUGCAAAAGCAAGAGAAGAACAGACUCCCUUACAUGUCGCUUCAAGGCUUGGAAAUGUUGACAUUGUUAUGCUGUUAUUGCAACAUGGUGCCCAGCCUCAGGCUACUACCAAAGAUCUGUAUACUCCUCUUCAUAUAGCAGCCAAGGAGGGACAAGAAGAAGUAGCUUCUGUUCUUCUGGACAAUGGUGCUGAUUUGACAGCCACCACCAAAAAAGGUUUCACUCCUCUCCAUCUCGCAGCUAAGUAUGGACACCUCAAUGUGGCAAGGCUUCUGUUGCAAAGAGAUGCUCCCGCUGAUGCCCAAGGCAAAAAUGGCGUUACUCCUCUACAUGUUGCUGCUCACUAUGACCACCAACCUGUUGCACUCCUGUUACUAGAUAAAGGUGCUUCUCCCCAUGCCACUGCCAAGAACGGGCACACACCUUUGCACAUAGCUGCUAGGAAGAAUCAGAUGGACAUAGCGACAACCCUUCUGGAAUAUGGCGCUCAGGCAGAUGCUGAAUCGAAGGCAGGAUUCACUCCUUUACACUUGAGUUCACAAGAAGGUCACUCUGAUAUGUCUUCCUUAUUAUUGGAACACCAAGCCAACCCCAAUCAUGCUGCCAAGAACGGUCUUACACCCCUCCAUCUAUGUGCUCAAGAAGACAGAGUACCUGUAGCUCAAUUACUCUUAAGGGCAGGUGCCCAAAAAGAUGCACAAACUAAACAGGGCUAUACCCCGCUGCACGUUGCGUGCCAUCACGGCCACGUCAACAUGGUGCGACUUCUCAUCGAACAGGGUGCUGAAGUGAAUACCGUAACUACUGCUGGAUAUACACCUUUACAUCAAGCAGCUCAACAAGGGCAUGUUCUUGUUAUAAGUUUGUUACUGAAAAAUAAGGCUGACCCUAAUGCUGUUACAAAUAAUGGACAAACAGCUUUGGGCAUUGCCAACAAACUUGGUUAUAUAAGUGUUGUGGAAGAACUUAAAGUUGUUACAGAAACUAACAUAACAACAACCACAACAGUCAACAUUGAAGAAAAAUAUAAAGUUGUUGCCCCUGAAGCCAUGCAAGAAACUUUCAUGUCUGAUUCCGAAGAUGAAGGAGGCGGAGUGGACGAGCCUCCUGUUACUUAUGGUCGACCAACGCAUGCACAGCACGUCUAUCUACCCUUCUACCAGGGACACAUGACCUAUACACGAGAAGAUCCGAUGUUGGGAGAUCAGCAACAGUACAAAUAUAUGACCGUAGACGAUAUGAAGUCUCUUGGUGACGAUUCAAUGCGACUAGAUGUGACGAAUGAUGAGAAAAGUGAAUACAAUAGAAAUUCCAUUGCUCCAUCCAACAUCAGCAAUGAGCUCAUUAUAACUCCUCACCAUGUGAAAGAAUAUUAUUCUACAAAUGCUUAUUCAUCUCCAGAUAAUGUAGAUAUCAACCGUCAACCAAUCACGGCUGGCUUAUGCAGAGGAGCUUGGACAAGACUAGAAUACUCAUUGAUUCAAUUGGGCCCGAAAACCCAUGGAACUGGUCUGUGCAGAGAAAGGUACUUGUUAAAUGGUACCAUUUGAGUACCAAAGACAUAU
Messenger RNA from Leptinotarsa decemlineata (Colorado potato beetle), 2826 nucleotides. RefSeq lists its product as uncharacterized. The record is from RefSeq and is a predicted model, not a curated record. Lineage: Eukaryota; Metazoa; Arthropoda; Insecta; Coleoptera; Chrysomelidae. Gene Ontology annotation, molecular function: protein binding. Gene Ontology annotation, biological process: signal transduction.